Messenger RNA from Vitrella brassicaformis, 2870 nucleotides. Lineage: Eukaryota; Vitrellaceae. The record is from the annotation of a GenBank genome assembly.
CCUCCAUCCAUCGUUCUUGUACUUGCAUAAUGCCGUGACUGUCAUUCGAUUCGUCCGUCCGUCCGUCGGUGCGUCAUAGCCAUGAGGCUCUCCAUCAAUCCAAUCCGCCCAACACGCAGUCACCCAACCAGCCCACCACCCCCCCACCCACCCACCCACCACCCCAGAACCGCCCACACGCGCAUCCACGGUGGCCUGACGCGCGCGUGACGCCCCUUGCGGCCUGUCUGUCUGCCUGCCGGCCUGCCUACACUGCUGAAAAAGUCACACGCACACGAACGAACGCAGUUUUGAUUGCCCCGUCCGUCCAUUCCAUGGGGGCGGGGCCUCUGAAAAUCAUCAUCUCAUCGGUAUGGGCAGGCGGGUGAGGAUGUUGUCGACGACCUUCUCGAUGCGGCCCACGGAGCUAGACUCGGGCGCCAUCUGACAUGACACACCCAUCCAACACACAAGCGCAAGGAUGAGGAUGGAUACAGACUUACUUGCCAGGGUGGUUGUCGGUGGCGUGUUUGUGUGGGUCAGCUGACUGUCUGUCUGUCAGUCUGCGUGUCAGCGGGUGUGUGUGUAUGUUUGUAUUGGUCUCACCUUUCUGAGUGACUUGCCGAGCUCGCCGGCGAGCAUGACCUGCUGGUCCAGCGGGAUGGAGCCGGCAUACGGCACCGACAUCUUCUCACACAUGAUCUGUGUGAUUGACGACAGACAGACACACCGACACCCAUGGCGUGUGUGCAAGUGUGUGUGUUGUAGGUGUGUCUUGAGUGACCUUUGGUCCGCCGAGUGGUGAUUGGAAUAUCGAGUCGGCCAUGUUCUCGACCACCCCCAGGAUGGGCACACCAACCUUCUUGCUGCACACAGCACACAUCACAACACGACACACAACCAGACACACAUGACUAACAUACGUGCGGAGCGGUGCGCCACACACACACGUGUGUGUGUCCACUGCACUGCACAGGUGGGCAUCGAUCGCAUAUGGCCAUGAGUACCAGAAGUUGAUCUCCUUCCUCACGUCGGCCAUGGCCACCUCCUGGGGCGUCGUGACGAUCACAGCACCGUCAACCUGACACACGACACACAUGCACCGCACCCGCCAUCAUGGUGGUUCGUGCGUCAGGGAGGGAGGGAGGCAGGGAGGGAGACUGCCCACGUGUUGGAUUACCUGUGCCUCCUUGAGGUAGGUGACGAUGGACAGGUGCUCGUCGGAGGUGCCCGGUGGCGUGUCGACGAUGAGGAAGUCCAGGUCGCCCCAGGCCACGUCCGUCAGGAACUGCUUGAUCAGCCCGUUCUUGCGUGGACCUCGCCAUAUCACUGCGUCGUCCUGGUUGGGCAGUAAGAACCCUGCACACCACACGGUGUCACACAUGGACCGAGAGAGAAACGUGAUGAUUGCAAUCCAAUCUGUCAGCUUGGGUGUGUGGGUGUGUUACCGAUAGACAUGACGGCGAGGUUCUCAUCGACAUAGACCGGCGACCAGCCAGCUGCGGACGAGUGCACCUCUUGCCCACUCAAACCUGCACACACCCAUCAGCCACAUCAGGCGGGCACACAUCACAUAUCACAUGGUCGGGUCGGUGAGUGUCAUGUCCAUGCAUGGACCCACCCAGCAGCCGUGGUAUUGACGGCCCGCAGAUGUCGAUGUCGAGGAGGCCCACCUCGUGAGACCGACCCGCCAGAGCAUAUGCUGCACACCACACCACACCACGCACGGCACACAGAUGAUUCAUUCAUUCACGAGCUGAGCUGAACAGGACUGCUCUGUUGCUCCGAGUGAGGGUACAUGUGUACCUAGCUGUGCCGACACAGUCGACUUGCCUACACCCCCCUUGCCCGACAGUACCAAGAUCUGUCGUGAGUGAAUGACGGAUACACAAGAAUGAUUGUCGCGUGCGUGCUGUAGGCCCGUCCGUUUGUCCGUUUGUGUGUCCGCACCUCACCCACCUUGUGUUUGACGCUUUUAAGUUUGUCAUGCACCUCGCUGAUGGCUGGGUCGGGCUUGCGAGCCUGAUACACACACGUGCACAUACACCCAUGCAUAUGGAAGGAAGCAGCAGUGACGAUCCGAUCACUCCCCGUUCAUCGGGUAACUCGUUCGUUCGUUCGUUCGUUCUUGCCGUCUGUCUGUCUGUCUGUCUAUUACCUACCUCUCCCGAUGCGCAGACAGCCUGGUUCGGACACCCCGCACACGCAGCCGACUUGCCUGAAUGGAGCGGACCAACCAACCAACCGCCACACCAAGUCAGUCAGCCGGUUGGUUCUCUCCCUCUCUGGGACUUACGUACCGGCACUGUCACUGGCUGUGCCAGGACAGUUCUCGUUGGCGUUGUCGGGGACGUCGCCCUCCUGCCCGUUGGCGGCGUGGCCGCCGCUCUCAUGGGUCGUGUCGGAACUCACCUCGGGCGGCUGCGUGUCCCCUGCCGCCGGAAUGGGGGAUGCAGCCGCCAUCUCCUCCCCUUCGGCCGACGCUGAGGGAGGGACCGAUCAAGCAACACACCCAUGACACGACACGUGUAUGUGCGUCGUUCCUGCCUGUGAGUUUGGUACCUACCUUUGUCUGUUGGCUCUUUGUCUGUCAGCUCUCCUGUGUCACUCAAGAGGACGCUCUCGCCCUCCUGCUGCUGCAGCUGUUGCUUCUGGGUGUGUUCCUCCCGCUGCGGCCUGGUCGGCAGCAGAUGCCUCGUCGCAAUGUACGUCGAUGCAGCGCCCACCGCCGCACCGCACACGAAUGCGGCCACGGCCGUCUUGGUGGCCUCCAUCAGUCAGUCACAACGCGGCUCGCUCAAGCAAGAGCAGAUGAACAAGGUGAACUCAGUCCUUCCACCUGGAAAAGCUUUCCUGCUAGUCACGCGCCCUUCUCGUCUCUCAUCAUUUCC